Messenger RNA from Arabidopsis thaliana (thale cress), 1794 nucleotides. RefSeq names its product F-box family protein. The record is from RefSeq and is marked reviewed. The transcript has 3 exons. Lineage: Eukaryota; Viridiplantae; Streptophyta; Magnoliopsida; Brassicales; Brassicaceae. The coding region runs from base 658 to 1794 and encodes 378 amino acids.
GCGAUCAUCUUCUCCGGCCCUAAUAAUGGCUUGCAGAGCAAAAGAACUUGUGUCGUUAAUCUUGUAUAAGAUCUGUAAUCCCAAAAGGUAUGUGGCUCAAUACUCUUUGAUCUAUUGUGUUUGCAAUCUGAAAGGCCACUGAAAAUCUCUUUGGAUUUGAGAUUUACUUGUUUCGUUUCAUCAGUAGAUUUGGGUGUUUAGGUCUGAUCGUUACGUUUUUGUUUUCUUUUUGCUGGGCAAUGGUUAAUUUCACGGAGGGAGUGUUUUGAUCUGUAUAGGUCUGAUUCCAAAAUUGAGGAACAUGUGGAAGAAGUAGAGGAUUUGAAAGCAGAGGCAGAACUCUUUAGGUCUGGUUCCAAAAUUGAGAAGCAUGUUGAAGAACUAGAGGAUUUGAAAGCAGAGGCAGAACUCUUUAGGUUGAAAGCAAUCUCAGGAACAGAGGAACUGAAAGCAGUGGCAGAUGUCAAGAGGUUUGUUCUUUUUCCAAUAUUACUUACUUGGCUUCAGAUAUAAUGAAUGGAGCCUAGGGCUUUGUAAAGUCUUGUUUCCCUUGGGAUAUUCACAAAAAACAAAAAUCUACGAUUGUCCUUCUUUUAUAUCAGGUUGAGAACAAUCUUAGAAAACAAUAGUGGAACCUCAGAGGAGUGUAAGGGUGAGAUGUUGAAAGAAGAUCUUUUUCUUCCCUCGGAUCUUGUACGUCUCAUAUUGUCUCGUCUUUCUUUCAAAGACAACAUACGCUCUUCUACUGUUUGCAAGGCAUGGGGUGAUAUUGCUGCUUCUGUUCGGGUUAAAAGUCGUCGUUGCUGGCUUUUGUACCAUGAUGCAUUUCAAGACAAGGGCGUCUCUUACGGAUUUUUUGACCCAGUUGAGAAGAAGAAGACAAAGGAGAUGAAUCUACCCGAGCUAUCUAAGUCUUCAGGUAUCCUUUAUUCCAAGGAUGGGUGGUUACUCAUGAACGACUCUCUUUCACUAAUUGCCGACAUGUACUUUUUCAACCCGUUUACCCGAGAGCGUAUAGACUUGCCUAGAAACAGGAUAAUGGAAUCAGUGCACACGAAUUUUGCUUUCUCUUGUGCUCCUACGAAGAAAAGCUGCUUGGUGUUUGGUAUAAAUAAUAUUUCCUCAUCUGUAGCAAUCAAAAUCAGCACUUGGCGUCCUGGUGCAACUACAUGGCUACAUGAGGACUUCCCUAAUCUGUUUCCUUCUUACUUCAGGCGCUUAGGAAACAUCUUAUACUCAGAUGGUCUCUUCUAUACAGCUUCGGAAACUGCGCUAGGGGUAUUCGAUCCAACUGCACGUACUUGGAACGUACUUCCUGUGCAACCCAUCCCUAUGGCGCCCCGCUCAAUCAGGUGGAUGACUGAAUAUGAAGGACAUAUUUUUCUUGUAGAUGCAUCGUCUCUGGAGCCCAUGGUGUAUAGGCUUAACCGGUUGGAGUCCGUUUGGGAGAAGAAGGAAACAUUGGAUGGUUCCUCAAUAUUUUUGAGCGAUGGGUCUUGCGUGAUGACCUACGGCCUCACAGGGUCAAUGAGUAACAUUUUGUAUUUCUGGAGCAGAUUUAUCAACGAGAGGCGUUCCACCAAGUCUCCUUGUCCUUUCAGUAGAAAUCACCCCUACAAGUAUUCCUUAUAUAGCAGGAGUUCUUGUGAAGACCCUGAAGGGUACUACUUUGAGUAUCUGACCUGGGGUCAGAAAGUUGGUGUCUGGAUCGAGCCGCCCCACAGCAUCUCUAUCUAUGAUUAUUCCAUUCUUGAUCCCUCCGAAGCAGUAAAUACAGAGUACGUAUUUAUCUGA